AUGUCAAACAUGCACCAUGAAGAAGUGCGGAAGACCUCGCACAUUCCGCGGCCCCUCGGAGAGAAUGUCAAUCAGUCGAUCCGGUCUCGAUAUGGCUGGUUGGAUAAACCGGUAACCCCAAGGAGCGAGUCGCCCGUGAGAGACGCUCUUCGCGACGUGCAAAUGACCGCCAUGGACACGACGCCUCCUGGAUCUAACCAAGACCAUCCCAUGUUUGAGAACGGCAAUGAGAAUUCGACUGUAGCAACGGCCGGGGCAAAGGAUAUGCACCGACCUCAACAGAUAUCUCCAACUCCUUCGUCAAUGGUACCUCGACCUGAUUCACCCAUCAAGAGACCGUUUCGACCUCCUGGGAGGAUCUCUCCGACGAAGGACUUGAUGGCCCUUCCCCCGGUCGUCUCACCCGGCGAAAUCUACACACCCCCAAAGGCGUUCGUCAAAGGUCAGCGAUCACGGAUUGCAAAGCCACUUCGAGAAUCUAGACGAUCUUCCAGUUCAACUUUCGGUGUCCCUCAUAAGGAAUCUCCUGGAGUGCCACCAUCAAAGGUGUCAGCCCAAACCUUGAAACAUCGGCCAACAUAUGGGGACCGGGGGACAAUGUCACCUACGCCAGCGUCAAAGCAGUCUCUUUCAUCCCUUUUCAACGCCCCUUCUCCCCCACCGCGGCCCAGUGGGAAGCUGGCAGUCUCCGGCGUUGAAUUGUCGCCAGCACUUCUCAAGCCUCGAUCAAGAGGCGAGAACACUCUCGCGCCGUCGACUUCUCCCACGAAGCCCGCAACAAAAGCCAAAAAGGCCGCCCCACCUCAGCAAGAUACCGCUGCGGCACAAGAAGCCCAGGCAAUGAACUCGGCAAAAUCAUCGGCCGCGUUACGAGAAACAAUUGCAAAGGCAAAGGCUGCAAAAAGAAAAACCCGCGAGAGUGCCGGGACACCAAGCGCCCCGUCAGCUGGACCUGCCGACUGGCCUUUGGACUUUGUCGAUGAAAGUGCACUUUCAAGCGGUGACAACAAAGGUCUCUUACGAAAACGAAUACAACAAGCCGUGACGUCUGGUCAUUUGAAUAUUGCGGCAAUGAAAUUGAAGCAGAUGCCUUCAGAAGUGAUGAAAAUGUAUGAAUCAGAGAACAGCAUGACGAAUUGGGCUGAGAUGGUGGAUUUAACAAAACUGAACGCAGCAGACAACGAGCUGGAGGAAUUGGGAGACGACAUUUUCCCUGAUUUUGCCGACUCAGACCUAGCUGACGACGAAGUGAACAGGGGUCAAUUUGGCGGCCUCGAAACAUUGGACCUGCGCAGAAACCGAUUGCAUCAAAUACCAACCGGACUGCGAAAACUGGAAAGACUUCAGGUGUUGAACUUGGCUGGCAACAAAUUUGGCAACAAAGCCUUUGAGAUUAUCGGCCAGAUUCCCAAUUUAAAGGAGCUCGUCCUCGCGGACAAUCUCAUCGAAGGCAUGUUGGAACUGGGCGGACGUAUGAGCGAACUGCAAGUUCUCGACUUACAUGGCAAUAAAAUCCAGAGUUUUGGCGCGGCAGGGCUCUCGCUGCUCCAGAACUUGAAGGUCUUGAACAUUUCCGGCAAUAGACUUUCAACAAUCCCUUGGGAGAGUCUACCUACCUCAAGUCUGGUCGAACUCAACAUUUCGCGAAACCGCAUUUCGGGAACCUUAUUGUCCACUGCGUCAGCUCUCCGCGACCUGCGUAUCUUGGACGCAUCCUUCAACGAGCUAGAGAAGCUGUCCGACAGCGAAAGUACCCCGGACCUCCCCAACCUGCGUUCUCUUGCCCUAAAAGGGAACAAGAUGACCGCCCUCCCUUGCUUAGCGAAUUGCAGCCAACUUAACACCUUGGAUGUAUCAGACAACCAGUUGCAAGAGAUUCCGUCUGAAUUUGAGCAGCUUGAAAACCUGAAGGCGGCAGAUUUUGGCAACAACAACAUCCGGCUCAUUUUGCCCGAGAUCGCGACGAUGGGCAACCUGUCGAGCCUCAACAUUGUUGGUAAUCCACUUCGUGAGAAGAAAUACCUUACCAUGACUGCUUCUGAGCUCAAGACGGACCUGGAGAAGAAGCUUGAGCUGGACCAGUCUGAGAGGGCUGGUGUGGAGCCGAGCGACAACCUUUCCAGCCUCGACUCCAAGGGAGAGUACCGCUACAGACCUUCCAAUGGGACCCUCGAUCUUUCUUCCCUCUCCCUUGCCACCGUCUCCGUUUCUGAAAUCGACUUGUCCUCCCAAGUUCACACCCUCAAACUCUCCAACAAUGAGUUAUCAACCUUCCCAGCUGACCUCCUUUCACACCCCUCCCUCAAAUACAGCCUCCAAUCUCUCGACCUCUCUCACAACCCCCAACUCCAUCCCACGGAGUACCUGGCGAGCGAACUGUUCCUCCCGAACCUGAAAUCACUCUACAUCGUCUCCACUGGACUCACCUCUCUCGACGCGCUCACGACAUACCUGAAAGCCCCGGUCCUCACGGAGUUGAACAUCUCAUGCCACCGCCUGACAGGCCACGUGCCGUGGGUUCGCGCGUGGUGGCCAAACGUCAACACCCUAUUGGCAACAGACAACUGGUUCUCCUCGAUCGACGUCGAGGCAGUGCGCGGACUCGAGGUUCUCGACAUUAGGAACAACGAGAUCGAAAGUCUCCCGCCAAAGCUGGGCCUGUUUGGCAAUAUCCCGGGCGCCAAGGAACGAAGAGAGGGCCGACUGAGGGUGUUGGAGGUCAGCGGCAACAAAUUCCGCGUCCCGAGGAUAACGGUCGUCGAAAAAGGCACAGAGGCCGUUCUGAAGGACCUGAGGAGGAUGGUCAGGGAAGAGGAACUGACCGAUGAGUGGAGAGAUGCGAUAUGA
Molecule: messenger RNA, 2847 nt
Organism: Fonsecaea monophora
Lineage: Eukaryota; Fungi; Ascomycota; Eurotiomycetes; Chaetothyriales; Herpotrichiellaceae
Exons: 1
Coding region: 1-2847 (948 amino acids)
Molecular function (GO): protein binding
Source: RefSeq, a predicted model, not a curated record